Molecule: messenger RNA, 2063 nt
Organism: Bemisia tabaci
Lineage: Eukaryota; Metazoa; Arthropoda; Insecta; Hemiptera; Aleyrodidae
Source: RefSeq, a predicted model, not a curated record
GUGCGAGACACGGCUUUCACGGGGACGAAGCAGGCAGGGCGGGUCGGCGUGGACUUGGCCAAGUCGGGGGUGAACUUGCUCAACAGGGCUGCCACGGGGGCGACCGGGACGCUGAAGACGGUGCUCCAGGAGUCAGCCGGGCGGGUGCUCCAGGCCUUGCCCAAGACCCCCAUCCUCACCCCGAUCAUCGAGAUGCCCUAUGACAUGGCCCACAGCACCCUCGACGCCCUCACCGAGAUGGCCAACGACUCCGCUCAGAACACGCACAACAUCCUCGACAAGUUCCGCCCGGACGUCCCGGAUGAUGAAAACCCAUGAGACCUAUCACUCGCACAGCUUCAGAUUCUCUUUCUCCUCUUCCAACGCCCAAAUGAUAAGUGAAUACCAGUGCCGGUUCUUGCAAGUUGGCAACUGUUUUUUCUCCAUCUGCAUGUUAAACAAUCGACUCUAGUUAAGGCAGUCUGUCUCACUUAGAAUCGAUGUAUUCAGUGGAGUUGAAUGGAGAAUGAACUGUGUUGCCAACUUGUUGUAAUCGAUAUUGGUCAAUGUCGACAGUGAACAAUCGAAUCGUUUUCAUUUACUUGACUCAGGGUCGUAUGCAUAGUCGUUCCUUAAACAGAUCCUUUUUUUUAGGAGGCCACAUUUGGUGUACAUCGUGAUUAAGGGAAAUUUAAGGAAGCCCUGAUUAUAAAAAGGACAAUUUUCUCCCAUCUCGAGUAAAAUUUGGCGGUAGGUAUAAAUUUUGAAAUGAAUUAUUGCAAAGGAGUUCAAUGAUUUGAUUUACAAAGAAUACAAAAUACGAAACAAAAUACACUGCAAGUUUUAUACAUUUUUAGAAGGUAGGUGUAAAUGUUAAAGUUUGUUAAAAUCAUGUAAUUUUUUCUUCCGUAUUUUGGACCUUUCGAAGCGAAAAAUCAUCGUAUAUCUUGCAUGGAUCCAUUUUCGAAGUUAUACCGCUGAAUUUCACUUCAAAAUGAGCAAAAAUUGUCCUUUUCGUAAAACUAUUUCGAGGGCUUCCUUAAUCCUCCGUUAAUCACAAUGUUAAUCAAAUGAGGCCCGGAUCGACCUGGAAUACGACCCUCUCAAAUACACGGUACAGUGACAGUGGCGUGGCGUGCUUUGCGAUAUAUCGAUUGCUCUGCCAUUUAAAACAAUUGAAAAGGGUCGAUAAACAGGGCGCUCUCAACGAACACCUUGAUAAUCGAUUCUCUAUCACAGCUUCAAAUGAGGAAAUAUCGAUAAUCGAUCAUUAACGCCUCGCCACUGUACACUGAUUAAAAAAACUUGAGCGUAUGAAUUGAAGUUUGGCGGUUUCUUAUCGCACAAAUUAUUUGGUUUGUUUAAUCGAAAUCUCGAUUUGCCAUACCAAGUGUUCGGUUCAUGUGCUCGCACUUUUGGAAUAAACCGAACUGAAAAAAAUGGGUUUGGUACCUUCUUUCUAACCUUCGAUCAUAAAAAUCAACAUUUGGUUGUACGAAUCAUCAAUGCGGGUUGACGGGCUGGAUUUGUCCGAUCGAUAUGGAAAACCGAACUUCGAUUUAUAUGAUUGACUUUUUUAGUGUAGAUUCCUAGUUACCCAAGAUUUUCGGCACUAAUUCCUUCUCCGCUUUUAAACGAAAGUCAGAGGUAAUACCAUAUGAUAAACAUAAAAAAAGUAUAAUUUUUGUAAAUGUUUCCAAUAUUGGACCAUUGUUGUAAAUUAAUUGUCAUUUUAUUCCACGACGGUUAGCAGCAUGGUCAUUUUUGUCGGAAUCUUGAGUUUACUGCUGUGCUUCCUAGAAAUGUAAAUAUUUAUUUACAAUAAUAUAUUUGGGAAAUAAAUCAAAGACACAACAAAAAACUUAAACACGCAGCUGAUCAUAUUCAUAUACCAUAUUUCAUUGACGCAGACCAACAAACAUCAACCUUAUCCUCAUCCCACGGUAAGAUUCCAUCAAGAUGCACCGCACUGUUAUCCGUCGGAAACUAUUUAUUCAUUUAUAUAAUUUCUGGUAUUGUUUCGAAUGAACCUUAUUUUUUAUGAUUUAUCCUGUCCAAAUUAAAUGAGUGUUUUUAUUUUUAAA